Paramecium tetraurelia is the source of this 861-nucleotide messenger RNA. RefSeq lists its product as uncharacterized. The record is from RefSeq and is a predicted model, not a curated record. Lineage: Eukaryota; Ciliophora; Oligohymenophorea; Peniculida; Parameciidae. Gene Ontology annotation, cellular component: membrane. The transcript has 4 exons.
AUGUGUUUGCCUAUUAAAACAUUGAAGAUUAUUGCUUUUGUUUAAGUCUUUAUUGCUUUUGGACUUUCUAUAUUGGCUUUUAUUGGUGCAUAUUAUAUUUCAAAACUUUUGGGUAAAGUGGAUGAAUAACUAUCGGGAUUAGGAGUAGGCUUCAUCUCGUUGAAAUUUUUAUCAAGACCAUUUUGGACCUUGGCUUUGGGAAUCUUGGUAGUCGCAAUAUGUGGAAUACUAGGGACUAUAAUGAAGAAUAGGAAAUAUUUUUUAGUAAUGUUCAACAUGGGGAACUUAUGCUUCUUUGUGACUUUCACCUUAGUAGGAGUUAUAGCAAUUAUUGUUGGAGCUUUUAUGGCAUAGGAUCAAACUUGCAGUCCAUCAGAUCCAUAAUAUACAACAGUUCAAACAAUGUACAAUCAAGCUUAAUUAAAUCUGUGCAAAAGCCCUUGUGAAUGUUACUAUUCGAAGGAUAUCACUCCUUAAGCAUCAACAGAAGUCUUAGUAUAUUCUAAAACUGAUGAGAGCAAAGCGAUAAAAGCAUAAGAAUGCAGUUAUUUUAAUAGCGCUUUCUCUAUGGAUGCAUCAGCUAUUUAGUGGAUGGAAGAAAAAUUUGAUUGUUCAGGUUGGUGCAUAGAGUAUCCAAUUUAAAUGUUUAAUGACGUCAAUUCAGAUGUGAAAGAUCAAAAAUUCUCUUGCUAUAAAGCAUUAGGUAAUUAUUUUAAGAGGCUUUUUUCAAUAUCUGGAAUAGUAUUUAUAAUUAUGGCAUUUAUUAUGGGAUUGAUGUUUAUAUUUACAUGUUGUUUGGGUUAUCACCCAGAAAAUUAGCACAAAUUUGAUAAUUAUAACAAGAUUAGAAAUUAAAGAUGA